AUGAACAGGGAGAUCCGCACGAAUACCGGGAUGAAAGAGAUGGCAGCGCACAACACAGCGAGAAAUACCUUCGACGGACACCAUUCACACGAUUCCUCGAGGUCUUGCGCAUUCGAAAUAAGCCGCUUCUUCGCUACCCUCAGGACAAUAUUCAACUAUCCCGAACCCAACAUCGAGCUCAGAAAUACCGCAUGGCUAGAUGGGUUGCGCGGCCUCGCGGCUUUUGAGGUUUUCAUCUUCCAUUACGACGAUGGUUGGGUCGACCGAACACUAGGUUGGGGGACUGGCGACUUUCUUGAUCCUGCGUGGUGGCGCGCGCCAUUCAUCCGGACCUUUUUCGCAGCUGGCGAUGCUGCAGUGUGUCUGUUUUUCGCGAUCUCGGGUUACGUCCUGUCCCACCGCAUUCUCACCCUCUACCGCCAGCGCCGACAUGAAGAGGCCUACUCCUCUCUUUCCUCUGCGGUUUUCCGCCGCGCCAUCAGACUGUACAUGCCUGUCGCCAUUGAGACAUUCAUUCUGAUGUUGUUAUGUCGAUGGUUCAAUUUCCCCAAACCUGUCGUCUACGAAUCCGCCGAAACCUUUCUCGGCGAGAUCAGUCAAUACAUCACCAGCUUCGUUCAUUUGUUGCUCCCACUGCGGUACCCCGACCGAUGGGAUAUGGUGAUCAACCGCUACGAUGGAGGCAUUUCUUGGACCAUCCCACUCGAAUAUUACGGCUCGAUUGUCAUAUUUGUGGUCCUGCUCUUCGUUUCAAGGGUUCGGAACAUGGCGGUGCGUCUGACACUUAUCUUGGCUAUGGUUUGGCAGAGCUUCAUCAAAGACGAUUGGAUCGCUGGUCAAUUCUUGCUCGGUAUGGCAUUCGCUGACUGGCAAAUCGGGAAAGAGUUCGCAAAAAAGCGGCAGCAAGGACCUACAACAGCGAGGAAGCAAUGGCUACACAACAUCCUCUCCUGGAUGAUCUUUCUUUUCGGAUUCUACAUGGCGGGUCUUCCGCUAUUCCAUCUUAAAAAUGCCGAAAACGGAGGAGUUGACGAUCUUUUCUCACGGCCAUUCUAUAACUGGAUAUCUAGACCACUGGCUUAUUACGGAUUGUACCGGAAUCGCCAGACUGAUCGAUACCUACAAUGCCUUGCAGGUUUCGCUCUUCUCGUCGGCGUAGGUGAAACCCCUAUCCUUCGUCGAAUCAUGGAAACCCGCUUCGUGCAAUAUCUCGGUCGUAUCUCUUUUGGCUUGUACCUUUGUCACAUUUUCCUGCAUGCGCUUUUGAAGCCUCUGGACAAGUACUACGUCAUGAUCGUCGGCCUGGAUCCUACCGUGCCCUUGCCAGAGCGCAAAGAGAGCUUACAGCUUUUCAUUGCUUAUCUACUCAUGCUAAUACCCUCUAUGACGGUCAACUUCUUUGUGGGUGGCUGCUUUGAACGCUUCCUGGACAAGCCUUCAGUGAACGCGGGCAAGCGCUUUGAGAAAUGGUGCUUGUCGCGAGGAAAAGACGAUGCACCACCAUCGUUGCCACAUGUACAAGCCUCGCUCUGCAUCCAUGUUAUACAGCGGCAUGCUAUCCAGUCCGGCGUUGUUGGCGGCUACUUUAUCACAGCCAUGAAUGAGCAAGCUACGAGCCGAUGGCGCAUGACUUAAUCAAGAUACUUGUCCUCCCAAGUCUUGUUGACUCAACUCACUUGCAUGUUGCAAUCAACAGUAUAUCUGCAGACUGUACGCGGGCUUUUGGACUCGGGUGGUCAUUAAAUCAAAAAUGGCACACUUCUAUGGAUGCAGAUUUGCCCCUAGAAUUGUGCUUUGCGGGCAUCAGUACAAUAUUCCGGGCAAAGAUACCCACUCGUUAUUUUCAGAGGAUUCUAGAAUUAUAUGUUGACCAUUAUACAUUUAGAAGGUCAAUGAUAAUCAUUUGCCGUUCUCUCCUCAC
Dissoconium aciculare CBS 342.82 is the source of this 1921-nucleotide messenger RNA. RefSeq lists its product as uncharacterized. Gene Ontology annotation, cellular component: membrane. Gene Ontology annotation, biological process: polysaccharide biosynthetic process. The coding region runs from base 1 to 1635 and encodes 544 amino acids. Lineage: Eukaryota; Fungi; Ascomycota; Dothideomycetes; Mycosphaerellales; Dissoconiaceae. The record is from RefSeq and is a predicted model, not a curated record. The transcript is spliced from 3 exons. Gene Ontology annotation, molecular function: acyltransferase activity, transferring groups other than amino-acyl groups.